Xenia sp. Carnegie-2017 is the source of this 1246-nucleotide messenger RNA. Its product is annotated as mucin-7-like. The transcript is spliced from 2 exons. The record is from RefSeq and is a predicted model, not a curated record. Lineage: Eukaryota; Metazoa; Cnidaria; Anthozoa; Malacalcyonacea; Xeniidae. The coding region runs from base 382 to 945 and encodes 187 amino acids.
GUUGUUUGCAUAGGUACGUGGGAAUAUUUGCAAACAGGAGAUCUCCCAAGUCCCAACAUGAGUUAAAGCGAUAAGGACAACGUGAAUAAAGCCGGAAAGCAAUAUUGACAUUAUAAUACACAUGCCAAAAUUUCCUUUUUGCCAAGGCAACGCUAUUUAGAUUUAAGAACAAAAAACCUCAUCACCAUAUCUACGUCGACAACAAAUUACAGCCAAAGAAAAGGUUAAUCAAGGAGUCACGAAAAGAAAAAUUUGAGUAUAAAAAUGGAAGACGGACAGCGACACUUCAUUCACGUAGUGUAAGAGUCACUGAAGAGAAAGAAGAGAAGCAACGCUCCAAGAAAUUGUCAAAGUAGCAACACAAAGUGAUAUUAUUAAGUGAUGACAACUAUUUCAACAAAAGAAUUGAAAAUGUCGAGAACUUUCACCACCUUAAUUGUGCUCAUAGGAUUAACGGCAACAAUUGAAGCAUGUUCGCCGACACCCAGUAGUGAAAACCCUAAAAUGGUGCGAAGCACAACAACCGAUAAACCAAAAGAGACGAGCACAACGCCACUAUCGAGGGCAACAGACCCGAGCUCAGAAAAACCAAAAGAGACGAGCACAAUGCCACCAUCGAGCGAAAGAGACGCGAGCUCAGACAAACCACAGGAAACGAAGACAACGCAACCAUGGAGUGAAGCAGACUCCACGCCCCCUGAAUCUACGGCUCCACCCACUUCUUCAACAACAGAAGAAAAAGAUACUAGUUCUAUUGAGGUUCUCACACGACCAACAUCUCCUUUCAGAUUCAGAAAAAGACCAGCAGCCGUUAAUAGUAUCAAAGACAAUAGACAAUGUUCAGAUCAAAAUGGGAACUGCAGAGAAAAUUGUGAAAAGUCAGAAUUUUUAAAGGGACGCUUCAGUUGUCCAUUUCCACGGAACUGUUGUGUACCACGGCCUUGAACUGAUACAGGAUGUUAAAUGGACAUACCUCUUUUGUACAUAGUUCAUUCUAUGUUAACGUUAAGAUUUUAUUCUGCUAUUUAUGAAAUGGCCAGUUCCAAAUUUGAUCAACCUUAAAUUUAAGUACAAAAUACAUUUAUGGUGUAUUAAGCGAAAACAAGUUCGCUCCACAACCUUAUUAAUUAAAUUAUGUUUUGAUCAGUUGACUGUUGUCUGCUGGAGAAAAAGAAAACGACUUUAACUAAUCUUUUUCAAUAUCUGCUGCCCCCGUUGGAGCAGCUACAAUAAACUUAAAAUUGCA